UCCAGCAGAACCAGGGACCCUUGGGCUUCCUGGUCCUACCCUGGCCCAAAACAGGAGCCCUAGUCUGGACUGAACCACUGCUGCGCUGGGGGACUGCUCUGGGGGUCACCGUCAUCUGUGUGUGUGUUCUGAGGAGGUGGAUUGCAGGGGGCAGGUGUAGAUGCCCCGUGAGACUCAACAGUAAAACGGCUGUGGUGACAGGAGCAAACACCGGCAUUGGCAAAGAGACGUGCCGCGACUUCGCUCAGAGAGGGGCACGUGUUAUCAUGGCAUGCCGAGACCUGGUGCGUGGAGAGGCAGCAGCGGAGGAGAUCCGGCGCUCCACAGGAAACGGGAAUGUGGUGGUGAGACAUCUGGACCUGGCCUCACUGUUCUCCAUCAGAACGUUCUGCUCCGAGGUUCUACAAACGGAGGAGAGAGUCGACGUGCUGGUUAAUAAUGCAGGAGUCAUGAUGUGUCCUAAGUGGCUGACAGAGGAUGGCUUUGAGAUGCAGUUGGCUGUCAAUCAUCUGGGCCACUUCCUCUUGACCAAUCUGCUUCUACCAAAGCUCAAAAGCUCCGCCCCCAGCCGCAUCAUCACCGUGUCCUCCAUCGCCCAUAAAGGAGGGGUGGUGGACGUGGAGGAUCUGUUCUUCAGUCGCAGGAGCUACACUCCGCUGCAGAGCUACAGACAGAGCAAACUCGCCAAUAUCCUGUUCACUCGCCAUCUGGCCAAGAGACUGACAGGCUCGGGGGUGUCCUGCUUCUGCCUACACCCUGGGGUGAUCCGUACAGAGCUGGGGCGACACGUACACUCAUCCUUUCCUCUGCUGGGGGCACUGCUGAGCCUGCCUGCGCUGUUGUUAAUGAAGACACCACAUGAAGGUAGUCAAACCUCUGUCUACUGUGCCGUGACUCCUGGACUAGAGAGCAAGUCUGGGGCCUAUUUCAGUGACUGUGCGGAGAAGAAUCCUGCUCCAGAAGCAAAAGACGAUGAAACGGCUUUGAAACUGUGGAAUGAGAGCUGCAAACUGGUGGGACUAAGCCGAGACUAA
This is a messenger RNA of Periophthalmus magnuspinnatus, 1034 nucleotides long. RefSeq names its product retinol dehydrogenase 13-like. The transcript is spliced from 7 exons. The coding region runs from base 267 to 1034 and encodes 255 amino acids. The record is from RefSeq and is a predicted model, not a curated record. Lineage: Eukaryota; Metazoa; Chordata; Actinopteri; Gobiiformes; Gobiidae.